Molecule: messenger RNA, 423 nt
Organism: Haemonchus placei
Lineage: Eukaryota; Metazoa; Nematoda; Chromadorea; Rhabditida; Trichostrongylidae
Source: the annotation of a GenBank genome assembly
CACGGAGUUGAACGGGAAUCCCUGUCUGCAAUCGGUACGCUUUUUGCUCACUCUAUUGUGAAGCAAUUGAUGACUGAUGGUAGCGCUUACGUUAUGACAUUUACGGAAUUGCUAUCACUCAAAAGUCAAGCGGUCUACGACGCCGUUGAGAAAGUUGGCAGCCUUGUGGCAAGGAUUGUCUUGGCGCCGUUGGAGGAGAUGUGUUUUGCUUAUUUCUCCAACACCGUCAAUCAGAGUUCUAAAGUGUUCAGCAGGAACACGGUGAUUCCAUACUCAUGGAAGGCGGUGUACCUCGCAAACAGUAACAGUUGCGUCACUAUCUAUGUAGAGCACACAUCUGAGACCACCUUCAUAAUUCAUCCAGAGAAUCGUCUGGCGAAUUUGGAACGUAGCCCACUUCGACUUGCGAUCUUUCCCUUGUGA